Messenger RNA from Ruditapes philippinarum (Manila clam), 1064 nucleotides. RefSeq names its product plasminogen receptor (KT)-like. Gene Ontology annotation, cellular component: plasma membrane. Gene Ontology annotation, biological process: positive regulation of plasminogen activation. The transcript has 5 exons. NCBI's taxonomy places the organism in Eukaryota, Metazoa, Mollusca, Bivalvia, Venerida, Veneridae. The coding region runs from base 109 to 534 and encodes 141 amino acids. The record is from RefSeq and is a predicted model, not a curated record.
CUGCUAUGAUUUAAUCAAGCGCAUUCGGACUCAGCAAAGGACGAGCUACAGUACAGAUUUUAUAAAUAUAGUUUGUUUAACACUAAUAAAGUAGUAACUGACAGAACAAUGGGUUCAGUGGUUGGUAAGGUCAUGGAAGAGAAUUUCAAGAAGCAACAAGUGUUUAUGGAGAAAAGUCAGUCAGAAAUGUUGGAGCGACAAAUACAAAUGCAGAAUCAGAUGCGUGAACGUCAGGCGGCCAUGAUGUUAGCAAGAUCUCGAGAUAUGUUUCAGUGGUGGUGUGCAUUCUACACAACCAUUGCUGUAAUGGGAAUUGCAGGUUUUGCGAAGAAAAAGAACCCGGCAGCAUUAGUACCACUGGUUCCCUUUGGUUUUAUACUAGGCUAUCAGUAUGACUUAGCUUACAGUACCAAGAUGCAAAGAUGUAGAGAUGAAGCAGAAAGAAUAAUGAUAAAUGAAAGCAGCUACAUACAGUUACCCAAUGGUCUACCAACAUUAAAAAGUAUUGAUGCAGGGAGACAAAAGGGAAAAUAAUCCUACAUUUGUUAUAUAAAACACAAUCAACAAAAAAUACUUAUAAUUGUGACUGUGUGUUUGUAUACAUUCAUUAGUAGUGCCAUUUUAAAGUAGCUCAUCUCCAGAUUCAUGCUACUUUUUACAACACUUAGAAAAUUAGGAAUUUUAACAACUUUUAUGAAGUGUACAAAAUGAAGCUUACAGACUUUAUCAUCCACAGAAGUUAUAUUUUAAUGUAUUGAAAUAUGUAGGUAUAACUCUAACUCCAUAGUUAAUAGGAUGUACCUGUUAUAUGAAAAUUGUAAAUUUAGUCAUAAUUUGAAGAAAACAAGUAGAUCUGUGUAAGUCAGCUCCUAAAUAAUGUAAUAUGAUGUAAGCAUAAGAAGAUCUUAACUUUAGUUACAUUACUUUAGUUACAUUGGGUACACACUUGAAUCUUAAAUAUUUGCACAUUUUGUAAACUUGUUACUUAGAGUUUAGUCCUUAACUAGAAAUUUGUUGACUCAUCUUGGAACUUAAAGCAGCAUGCCUCCAAAGAUUCAUGUUAA